Molecule: messenger RNA, 828 nt
Organism: Lichtheimia ornata
Lineage: Eukaryota; Fungi; Mucoromycota; Mucoromycetes; Mucorales; Lichtheimiaceae
Exons: 1
Coding region: 1-828 (275 amino acids)
Source: RefSeq, a predicted model, not a curated record
AUGAGCUUUUACCAUCCAUAUCCACCACAGCAAUAUUGGCCUACUACUCCUGGUACUCCACCACCUAUCCAACAACAGCAACCAAUGUUUAUGCAACAUGCUUUUCAACCACAACCUUAUCUUUAUUCACCGCCAAUGCCAUCACCUGCAAUGGGUUAUUAUUUCCAACCAAUGCAUCAUCAGCAGACACCACCACAACCACAACCAUUGAUCCAGCAACAACAACAACAGCCUCAUCGUAUGCCCAGCCGAUGUCAUUCAGCUGAAGUCCUGGUAUCUAAAAACAGAAUAUCACGGCCACUUGUGCCGCCUGGACAUCAUUAUCCACAAGUGAAAGCCGCUAACGCCGCUACCUCGCACCCAUCCAUGGCUACCAUUGCUGAAGAACACCGCCGUUCGCUAGCAGAUGAUAAUGUCCCUUUGGCUAUACUUGCUUCUCGCAACAAAAGCCAAGAAUCUGUUUCUGGUAAACAGCGACGAUCCAUCAGCUACAGCAACUUGAGAACAAAUCGAUCAUCAUCCCCAAAUCGUCUCGUUCGCAUGGAUCCUAGCUGUAGUAAUAGUAGUAGUAACAUGAUCAAUCCACGAAAUGCCCCACCAAUCACACCACCAGGCAAUCAUAGUGGACCACCUUCUUUAAGCAGUAGCAGGUUCAGCAGCACCACCAGCAGUAGUAAUAGUGAUGCUACUAGUAGUGUGGGCGAAACAGCAUCAAUAACGUCUUCUUCAUGUCCACCCAAACAUGCCAACAAGCCAUCUAUUGCCAAGCGUUUAAUGAACCGCCUCUCUCGUUCAACAUCUACCACAAAUAUUCAACAGCACCAUUAA